AUGGCCGCGAAUUUGAGAUCGCUGAGACACAUUGACAGGUGUUCAAGAAUCCCUUCACAAAGAGGAUGGGUUACUGGCCGGCGCUUCUUCAGUGAUGAAGUGCCGAAGCAUAUUGGUUUUGCUCCCCGCUUUUUUGACUUCAAGGCUUUUCGAAAAGCGCUCAAAGAGAAGAAGGAAAGCCUUUCUGAAGCAGAACUUAGAGAGGUCCGCCGGGAAUAUGCUCUUCCCCCACCUGAAGGCUGGACAAUCCAGAACUUUUUGGAGCACAUGAAAUUUGGGGAUGGAGCAGAAGAUGUUGCCAACCUCUUUGAGCACUGGAAGGAUUUCAUUUCAAUGUCUCCUCGUGACAUUAUGCGAAUUCCAGACAUCACAGCGGAACAAAGACGCAAGCUGGACAAAUACAUUACUCUUUUCAAUCAUGGUCUGUGGCCACGAGUAUCUGCAGAUAUCUUCAAAGAAAGAUUCAACGGAUCUUUGGCAUUUGAAGGAAAACCAUGGACUCCUCAAGAUGACCAGCGGCUUCUUGAAUUGGUCAAGCCAGGAGAAGAAGGGGGCUACGAUGUCAACUUUGGAGAUCCAUGGCUCUACAUUUCGUGGGAAAUGCAGAGAAGGGAGGACGACGUGCAGCAGCGCUACGUCGAGCUUGUUGUGAAGCAAAGAGAAAGGAAGACACAGCACGAAUUUGCAAUCACGAAGGCCAAAGAUCUUGGUGUCCCUGGGACGAUCUCAGCAUUGGGAAACUCGGCCGAGUUUCAGACAGGGCUCUCUGAAGAUGCUAUCCUGGAACUGAAUCGAGCGCAGAAAGAGGCAAACAACAACCUGCCGCAGAAGAAACUUUGGGCAAGCAGCUCUUUGCUUUGUUGCUACAAUGCUACAAUAGGUGCUUGUCGCUUCGGCACAGCGUGGCAGGCUGGCAUCGUGUUGCUGCAGGAACUUCUUGAUCAAGGUCCCAAACCUGAUCAUGUCACCUUUGGAGCAAGCAUUCAUGCUAUUGGGGGAAGUGAAAAUGGUCCCAAAGGUCCAUGGGAAUGUGCUUUGGCUUUGCUGCAGGCGAUGCCAAGCUGCAGAAUAGAGCCAAAGGCUGCUAUCUUCAACGCUACAAUUCGGGUGCUCGAACGUGCUGGACUCUGGAAGGAGGCCAUCCAUCUUUUUGCGACCAUGGAUAGUAGCAGCGCUUGUUCAGACCUCAUCAGCCUCAAUGCGACCAUCACCGCCUGCACCAACAAUAUACAGUGGGAGGCCGCGGUGGCUCUUUUGGACAAGGCCACGAUCCAAAAUCAUCUCUCUCGAUUUCAGUCAAAUAGACAACGAUCAACGAUCAGCUACAAUGCGACCAUUGUUGGCUGUGGUCGCUCCUCGCAAUGGCAGAGAAGCUUGUCACUGUUGGAGGAGUUGAGGCUGCGAGUGGCAGCUACUGUAGCCAAUAUGCCGUAUGUGCCAGGAUGGGAAGGGCACAAGCAGAAAGGAGAUCAAGGAGAUUGUGACAGAGAUCAAGGUGUUUUGUUGUUGGACGAGCAAAGCCGAGAGAGCGUGCUUUCCAUGCGUCCAGUCCAAGGACCCACAACUGGAGCGUCUGUCUUCCUGCUACAGGGUUGCAAUGCAACUCUUAAGGGAUGCGAACGAGCUUCUGAGUGGCAGAAGGCCGUGCAGCUUCUCUCCGUCAUGGCCAAUCAGGAGUUCAGUGAUGGCUUUGCCAACUCUUCAGAAUCAGGCUUGGCAUGGCCCUCGCCGGAUAUCCUCAGCUUCAACAGCAGCAUAUCGGCGUGUGAGAAGGCUACAUGCUGGGAUGGGGCUUUGGCAUUGUUGGAGAUGCUGUUGCACCUUUCCUCUGAAGUCUCAAACAGAUUGCGUGCAGAUGCGCCGAGCUUCAACAGCGUCACUCGAGCUUUGACCAGGGUUACGCAAUGGGAAGCUGGACUGGAAUUGCUGAGCAAAGCCUGCUCCCAUCGCAUUCAGCUCAAUGCCGUCAGCAGCUUGAUGGUCGUGUAUGCCUGUGGCCGUGGGAAUUGCUGGCAGGGGGCGCUGACAGAAUUAGACAGAAGCUAUUUGGCACCCAGAAUGACGAGACUUGAUAAUCCUGCAACGCCAAGAAAUCUGCACAAUGCCAUCAUCAGCGCAUGUGAGCAGUCUAGUCGCUGGCGAGAGGCACUACAUCUCUGCUUCGUUCCAAGCAAGAACGGUGCCAAGGGCCAGGACUGGCUUCUGGACCAGGUCACUCUCAAUUCCGCACUCAGCUCCUGUGCAACCCAAAAACAGUGGGAAUUGACGAUCGAGAUGCUGGAUUUCCGAAGGUAUCUGGCACAAAAUGAUCUACCCAUCUGUGCUUCUGGCUUUGGUGCAGCAGCUCUGGGAUGCGCCAUGGCGGGAGCUUGGGCUUGUGCAGUGGGACUCUAUUGCAGGUCUACGCACUUGAAAGGUUGGCGAAAGAAUGGCAAGCAUUUGGGCGGUCUUGCUAUGACAUUGCUUGUGGCAAUCCGGUCUUGCGAGAUAUACUUGCAGGUGAAGACGCUGUGGCAGUUGCUUCCCCAGCUCAAGGCUGGCGCUGGUCGAGUUCUCUUGCUGGAUUUGAUCCUUCCGCUUCCAGGCACAAAGGAUGAUGGGUUCAGAGCAGAAGUUGCAGAAAUGCUUCGAAGGUAUGAUGGCGACGCGAGCGCUACUGCGUGGUUUGCCGCGGCUCAGCAAAGGCUUCAGCGUCCAGCUGGCCAUUCACUGCUAGGCUUACGGGCCACAGGCCUUCCAAUUGCAGGAUUUGUUCGAGAUGACGUUUUAGAGAGCCAAUUCUGCCUUGGAACAAUGACGAAAGGGCUGGUAGAGGAUCUCAGCAUGUGUUCACCUGGUGCUGUGAGGAGGCGCAGAAGUGUCAAAGCACAACUCACAUGUCACUGCGCUGAGAGACAAAGCAACAAAUGACUGCCACGUUUGCCAAGUUUGCGCGCGGGUUGUCCGCUUUUCAUGCUCCACAUGCCACUGCCGGCAAAACUGGCACUACCGGCUUUCUAGGACUUCAUGCUGCCAGACUCGAUGCGCUGCCUAUCGGCUGAUGGCACCACGAAGCAAAUCAAAAA
Molecule: messenger RNA, 3065 nt
Organism: Cladocopium goreaui
Lineage: Eukaryota; Dinophyceae; Suessiales; Symbiodiniaceae
Source: the annotation of a GenBank genome assembly